Messenger RNA from Menidia menidia (Atlantic silverside), 918 nucleotides. The record is from the annotation of a GenBank genome assembly. Lineage: Eukaryota; Metazoa; Chordata; Actinopteri; Atheriniformes; Atherinopsidae.
AUGGAAGCGGACACGGAGCAUCCUGCCGCGGUCAUGCUGCCCCCGAAGAGCUGCCUCCCCCGGAACUACAGCUGCAUAGCCGGGCUGUUCGGGAGCCUGAGCGCCGCAAACCCCCGGCUAGAAGAUGCGGAGGAUUUUGACAUGAUGAACGGGACGUGUGAACCCAUUGACAGCGCCGUGGUGGACGAGAGGCCGCGGGGCAGGGAGAUUUUCCUCAAGCCACAGCAGAGCCCCAAUCUCCGCCGGAGGUGCAAAUCUCUGCCCACGCCCACGGAGAGAGCGAAGUUGGAAAUCGCCCGCAGAACAAGUCCAACAAGUCAGAAAAAAGUCCGGUUCGCCGACUCUCUGGGCCUGGAGCUCAUUUCCAUCAAGCAUUUCAAUGAUGCGGAUGACCCGGAGGUCCCGGAGCGCAUCCUGGCCAAACUGCCCAAAGGGACCUUCCAUCAGUUGGACACGAAAUUCCCUCGAGCCCCCUCACAGUCUGUGUUCAUGGAAUUGCAGUUCACAAACCCAGGAACGCUACCCGGCUUCCAGCAGAAAGUCAGAGAGGUGAAGGUCCUGCUGGAGACCGUGGAAGCGGACGAGUUCAACCUCUCCGGGUUCGUGCGCGUCCUGAAUUUGGCUUUCGAGAAGAGCGUCUCUCUGCGCUAUUCUCUCAACAACUGGAUAACGUUCAUGGACAGCCUGGCCACCUAUGUGCCCGAUUCAAGCGACGGCGUCACCGAUAGGUUCUGCUUCAAGAUUGUCAUGCCAACCUACCUCGACAACGGAGGCACGUUGCAAUUCGCGAUUAAGUACUGUGUCGGUGGCCAGGAGUUCUGGGACAAUAAUAAUGGGAAAAAUUACAAAGUGAGGCGUCACCAGUUCAACAUUUCUCCACCUCGGGAAUGGGAAAACGGUUGGAUUCACUUUAUCUGA